CCGUGAUGUCUGCUAUACGAUACAUGAAAUUUACAACAUUGAUCUGAAUGCUGAUGCAAGAUGUCUCGCCCGUCUUGCUUUGCGCCACCUCAAACUUUACCGUCAUGGCUUCUCAAAUCCUCCCGCUAGAACUAAUUGACAGAUGCAUUGGAUCCCGGAUAUGGGUCAUUAUGAAGAGUGAUCGUGAGUUUACCGGGACGCUGCUUGGCUUCGACGAUUUCGUGAAUAUGGUGCUAGAGGAUGUAACAGAAUACGAGACUACUCCUCAGGGAAAGAAGAAAACACGACUUGCACAGACGCUUCUCAACGGCAACAAUAUUUGUAUGUUAAUUCCAGGCAGCGAAGGUCCUGAGUCGGACUCUUGACUUAUCGCUCUUGCAUUCUUGACUCGGAGUCAGCUGCUUGUAGGGGAAUUUUCACUAGUGCCAUGUUGUUCGCGUAGGCAUGGUAAACCUCGGUGAUAUCGUUGGACAUUACGAGCUUCACAUUCUUUCACCCAAACAAACUAUCUAUGAUGUAGAACAUGUAUUGCCCAUUCACUGCAAUCCUUGUACUGAGGUUACAAAAAUGUAUACUAAAGUGGUGGCUUGAA
Messenger RNA from Suillus bovinus, 592 nucleotides. RefSeq lists its product as uncharacterized. The record is from RefSeq and is a predicted model, not a curated record. Gene Ontology annotation, molecular function: RNA binding. The transcript has 5 exons. Gene Ontology annotation, biological process: mRNA splicing, via spliceosome. The coding region runs from base 48 to 365 and encodes 105 amino acids. Gene Ontology annotation, cellular component: U6 snRNP; U4/U6 x U5 tri-snRNP complex; Lsm1-7-Pat1 complex. NCBI's taxonomy places the organism in Eukaryota, Fungi, Basidiomycota, Agaricomycetes, Boletales, Suillaceae.